Myotis davidii is the source of this 1789-nucleotide messenger RNA. Its product is annotated as zinc finger protein OZF. Gene Ontology annotation, biological process: negative regulation of transcription by RNA polymerase II; regulation of cytokine production; regulation of immune system process. The record is from RefSeq and is a predicted model, not a curated record. Lineage: Eukaryota; Metazoa; Chordata; Mammalia; Chiroptera; Vespertilionidae. The transcript is spliced from 5 exons. Bases 173 to 1789 code for a protein of 538 amino acids.
UUUCAGUGCCCUCCUCGGGGCCCUCAGUUGGGCCAGUCCCGCGGUUUCAAUGAAUCAGAGCGCGGGUGCCGAACUGAGGAGGCGCCGGAGGGUCGGCCAGCGGGUCCCAAGCUGGUAGAAUCGCCCCGGUCCCGGUUCGGGGGCUUCGGAGCCUUCCCGCCCAGUGAGUCCGAUGGCGGAGGCCGCGCCCAGGCGCCCGACUGAGGAUAUGAACUUUGAGGACGUGGCCAUUGCCUUCUCUCAGGAGGAGUGGGGGCUCCUUGAUGCGGCUCAGAGACUUUUGUACUGCGAGGAGAUGCUGGAAGUGUUUGCACUUGUAGCCUCCGUGGGUUGUUGCCAUAAAACAGAUGACGAGGAGGCCUGUUCUGAGCAGAGUGUGUCUGUAGGAGAGUCACAGGUCAGGGCGUCUGAGACAGCUCCAGCCACUGAGAAAACACAUUCCUGUGAGUGUUGUGUCUUGGUCUUGAAAGAUAUUCUGCACCUGACUGAGGGCCAACCAGCCUACCUUGAGCAGCGAGCCUUCUUCAGUGACACAUACGUGAGAGGCUUCUGUCUCCCUGCACACGUUCACCAGCAGCAGAGGGAAGCCCGGGGAGAGAAGGCCGGGAAAGGGCUCAGGGCCUCGUUUAGGACCUGGUCCACCUCCGUAUCCAUGGCGCCUUUCCCCUAUAGGGAGGUCGGGGAGGACCUUCCAGCCAUUUCAGGUGGUUGCCAGCAUCCACCUUACAGGUGCAGCGAAUGUGGGAAAACCUUUAGACGAAACUAUAACCUCCAUCAACAUAGGAAAGUUCACACUGGAGAAAAGCUAUAUGAGUGUCGUGACUGUGGGAAGUCUUUCAUCCAGAACUCUAGCCUCACUGAACACCAGAGAUGUCACACUGGAGAAAAGCCAUAUGAGUGCAGUGUGUGUGGGAAAUGCUUUGGACAACGCUGGAGUCUUACUCAACACCGUCAAGUUCAUUCAGGAAAAAAUCCUUUUGAGUGUAGUGAAUGUGGGAAAUCUUUUAACCGCAAAUCCCAACUUAUCAGACACAAGACUGUUCACACUGGAGAAAAGCCGUAUGCAUGUUGUGUCCGUGGAGAUUCUUUUAGCCUAAGUUCUGCCCUCAUUCAACACCAGAAAGUUCACACUGGAGAAAAGCCAUAUGAGUGUAGUGAUUGUGGAAAGUCCUUCACUUGUAGCUCUAAGCUCAUUGAGCACCACAGAGGUCACACGGGUGAAAGGCCUUACGAGUGCAGGAAAUGUGGGCAAUCUUUUAGGCGCAAAGAUUACCUCCUGAACCAUGAGAGAGUUCACUCUGGAGAAAAGCCUUAUGAAUGCAGUGAAUGUGGUAAAACCUUUGGAAGAAAGUAUAACCUCUUCCAACAUAGGAAAGUUCACACAGGAGAAAAGCCAUAUGGCUGUAGUGACUGCGGGAAGUCAUUCAGCCUAAAAGGUAGCCUCACUGAACACCAGAGGUGUCACACUGGAGAAAAGCCAUAUGAGUGCAGUGAAUGUGGAAAGUUCUUCACUGAAAGCACUGCUCUCAGUAAACACCACAGAGUUCACACUGGAGAAAAGCCACAUGAGUGUAGAGAUUGUGGGAAGUCCUUCAGGCGAAUCUCUAUUCUCACAGAGCACCGGAGAGUUCACACUGGAGAAAAGCCAUAUGUGUGUAGUGACUGUGGGAAGUCCUUCAGACAGAGUUCUACCUUGACACGGCACCGGAGAGUUCAUACCGGAGAGAAACCUUAUGAGUGUAGUGCAUGUGGGAAGUCUACAGAGUUCACAAUCCGCCGUGGCUGCUGA